Funneliformis caledonium is the source of this 193-nucleotide messenger RNA. The record is from the annotation of a GenBank genome assembly. Lineage: Eukaryota; Fungi; Glomeromycota; Glomeromycetes; Glomerales; Glomeraceae.
AUGUCGAAUCUUAUUGAACCUGAUAUAUUAUCAAUAGCAUUUAAAAAAUUUGCUAUUGCAUUAGUAAAUAAUCUUCGUCUUAGAUUUCUGGAUACUGGAAUUUAUAAUACUAUGAAAAUUUUUGAUUUUUCUCAAAUUCCAACAAAGUCAAAUGAAAUAGCAAUAUAUGGUGAACAUGAAAUCAAAAUAUUAG